Athalia rosae (coleseed sawfly) is the source of this 5668-nucleotide messenger RNA. It is a transcript of the gene ssp3, whose product is annotated as S phase cyclin A-associated protein in the endoplasmic reticulum. The record is from RefSeq and is a predicted model, not a curated record. The coding region runs from base 218 to 4816 and encodes 1532 amino acids. The transcript is spliced from 15 exons. NCBI's taxonomy places the organism in Eukaryota, Metazoa, Arthropoda, Insecta, Hymenoptera, Athaliidae. Gene Ontology annotation, molecular function: zinc ion binding; nucleic acid binding.
UCAUUGUUUUAAAUGUCAAUGUGGUUGUUAAAAUACGUCGGUGGUGCAUACGCGUGCGUGCAAAGGUGCACGGUGCAUAGAAUUACACACACAAUUGAUAGUUUUUCAAAAUGUCAAUUAGUUUUUACAAGCUAUCGUCGAUGUUUCAGCAUCUUGUUUGACGGAUUGUCAUUGUCAAUUUCAUCGACCCACGUGCCUCAGAUAUGCCUGAAGACACAUGAUAUCUUCUGUGUGCAACAUGGCUGAUGUCAGACUUUUGAUACAAGAAGAGGGCAGAACUGCACGUAAUCUGGUAGCGUUUCACGUUCCCGUUAUAAAUAGCAGUCUAGAUAAAGUUACCAGAAAACCCCCAAGCAUUCCAAAGAUCUCACAACCCACGCAGGCCAAGAGAAGUGCUAAACCCCCUAGCAGAGUUCGUUCCGCUUCUACAGGAAGGGAUAAAAAAUCAGAACUACAAGCUCGUUACUGGGCAUUUUUAUUUGGGAAUCUUCAACGAGCUGUGGAUGGUAUCUACCAAACCUGUGAGGAGGAUGAAAGCAUUUCAGAGUGUAAAGAGGUGAUAUUGGUGCUAGAAAACUACACGAGAGAUUUUCAUAAUCUGAUAGAAUGGUUCAAAGUAAAAUGGGCAUACGAAAGCACGCAGCCUCCUUUACGUCGUGUGCCUUUGGCUUGGGAGGUGAGAAAAACUUCACCGGGUCGAGCAUGGGGUGGAUCCUCAGGUACACAGAAGUCAGUUAGUCCAGUUCAGAGGACAAGUCCCACAGGAUCCACCUGCAAAAGUCCAGUGGACCAAACUAUUCUUGAGAAUAAAAUUAUCGUCACUGAUGCAGCAAAAAUUGGUCCAAUCAAGGAACCAAAUGACAUUAAGAUUUCUUUGAAAGAGAACAAAAAUGUUCAUGAAGUUGAAAGCGUAAAGGAGAAAAUCCACAGCAAAAAUACUACUAAAGCAAGGCUCAGUAAUCCAUUAGAGACAAAACAAAUCGUUGGGGAAACGAAUGCGGCAGAGCAGCAGAAUAUCCUGAACAAUGAGACAAAAAACGCAGUUGUUGGCAAGUCUGAUGUUUCAUGCGGAGGAAACAAAGCAAGUAUGAAGCCGAACAAACCAGUCAGGCCUGCUUACUCCACUGUCUCAAGAAUGCGACCAUCGACGGCAACUCCGGCUCAAAAUAUACCCGAAACGCCAAAAAUUAUCAGAAGCAAAACUUCUCUCUGCAUGAAAGGAGGGCCAAAUGUAACUCGUGCAAGACCUGGGACCUCUGUUAUCGUCAAAAGAAGACUCCAGCCUGCUUCUUCUGCCAGUACUUUCCAGUCACAAGGAUUUGUCAAAGGUGAUGAAUCAAGAGAUUUGAGCGGAUCAGUUGAAGUAUUAACUAAGGAGAGUUCUGCUCCUAGAGCUAGGGAAGAUGGAGAUGGCUGGCAGACUGUGAGAAGCCGUUACAGACGUGGAAGUACGCACAAUUUGAACAUGUCCACGAGGUUUCACAAGCCGAGUACUGCAAUGUCUCUGCCUGCCUUGUCCAUUGAGAGCCCGAUUGAACGGGGUAAAAAUAGUUGUGGCACGCCAGUUGGCGUUUUACAGAAUAGCGGAGAUAAAAAAAGACCAAUGAAUAAUACCAAGACUGGUAAAAAUGUAAUAAACGAAGUUGAAAAGUCGACAAAAAUGGGGGAGCGGAGAGUCAAGGGGAAAUGCAGAGAGCAAAUGGAAGAGAAUAAAAAUGGUAACCUACUCUUAGGAGACGGCAAUUCUACGUCUGUGAUAGCGGCGAUAUUCAAAAACGAGGCAGAAUUAUUAGAGAGAAGAAUUCAGCAGUUUGUCGAAGCCCAGGCUGAAAGAGAACGCCUGAUUCUGGAAGAGGAACAAAAGAGGGAGGAGGCGGACUCACAGAGGUCGCAGCAACUCUCAGAUGAAGAAGAGUCCCUUCAAAGACAAAUUCAGGAACUUGAGUCCACGGAAAUUGACGUCGAUACCGAAACCGAUGAAACAGAUGGCGAAACUGUUCUAGAAACUGAAGGAGACGAGCCCCUGGAAAGUCUAAAUGUUUCCAUAGACGACAUUAGUCUUGAAGACAGGUACGAAAAUAUGUUAGAAGGAAUGACAUGGGCUGAAAGAGUUGACACUUUGGCCCAAUUGCAGGCACUGGUCGCUAGACAUCCUGGUAGGGCUUUAGAGUUGCACCAAAAAUUAUCAUCUCCAUCCCGCAAGCGUUCGCUGCCAGAAACUUUGCGUCGUUAUCAAGCUAAGCAAGCAUGUGCGCAACGCAAAAGGCAAACACUGUUGAUGGAAAAGUCGCAAAGGCUUAGAGAGCUCUUGAACAAAGUUGAAGACGUUAAGAGUGCUAAAACUCAGCUCAUCGAGGACAAAAGGAUUAGGAUGGAGACGAAAUUGAAAAGAGCAGAGGAAAAUCGAACCCAGCAUCUCCUUGAGAUUGUCAGGAAGGCCCAUGAUGAGGACUCUAAACUCAAGGAGAUCGCAUUCAUUAACGAACUUGAAGCGCAGAAUAAGCGGCACGAUUUUAUGGCGCUCUGUCAAGAACAGGAGGAACGCCUUCAGGGAAUACACGAAGAGCGUCAAAGACGACAGGAAGAGAAGGCUGCAAAAGAAGCAGCAGCAGAAGAACGGAGGCGAGCUUUAGAGGUCGAACGGCUGUUGCGUAUCCAGAGGAUGAGACAAGUUCGUCGAGAGAGGGAAGAAAGAGUGGGAAAAAUGCAGUUGGAAAGAGAAAAAGAGCGGCAGGAGCUCGCUAGAGAGAAGGCAAGAGAUCGUGAAGAGCGAUUGUCAGCUUUACAUGCCGCUCAACUGGCGAACCAGGAAGAACUACAAAAAAAGAUUGCACAUAAACAACAAGAAUCUGCAAGAAGACAUGGAGAAAACAUUGAACACAUUCGUCAAAGGGCUGUCGAAUCUUCUAUUCUACGGUCUGAGGAGGUUCCUCCUACUCUCAAAUCUUAUCCAACUCCAAAGCAGUGCUUCCUUUGUGACGCAGUGAUAAACAACGAAGUGCAACUACUGAGUCACCUAAAGAGUAAGACGCAUCUUGAGCUGGUGCGGAAAAUGCACGACGGUCGUGAGCCUCCAAGAGAUGAGAUGCAGCGAUUCAACAUCGCUCAGAUCCGUGACAUUCCUAAUAAUAGCAAUGCGAGCAAUUCGAAGGCCGCAAAAGAAAAGCAGAAGGCUUUGAAACGCCGUUGUAGAAAAAUGAAGCAGAGGAUGGCUGCGAGGGGACAAGAGUGGGAAGUUGCUAGUGAUGCAACGGCAGCUACGAAUCGGCCAGCAGUUGAAUCUGCUAACAAAGCGAAGUUCAGGAGAAAUUUAAAGGAGCUGGACAGACUCUGCAAUAAUCAUGGAAAAACCACAUGGCCAAGUGUAGCUUUCGCUGGACUCGAAAGAUGCCUCGGUGAAAUUUCGAGGGCAUUCAAUAAAUAUUGUGCUUCAGACCAGGAUGUAUUCAACGCGUUAAACGGUUUUACGACUCUUACGAACCUAUUGAACUUGGGUCUCAAUGAUCAAAACAACGCGCAUUGCCUGCCAAAUAAGAGCAUCGUCUCAGUUUGCAGAGUUUACAAAGCAGCUAUUCACAACCAUUUGGGUAACAUAGAAGCAAUUUUACUCAGCAACAAAAUACUCGUGAUACUUGAUCUCCUUCUACAACGAUUAGAGUCCGCAACGGGAUCGGACAAUCACUUUCACGGUCCAUUAUCGAGUCACCAGGAAACUAACUGCAAUAAUAAUGGCGGUAGUAGUAGUUCAGCGGCGAUGGGAAAUAGUCAUUCAUCUUCGUGCCCGGUUGCUACCGCAACGAUGCAAAUUCUGUCGAAUUUAUUUGCUAAAGGAGUAACCGACGUGGCACAUGAGAAACCGCAACUCCAAAAUCGUCUACAAGACGUCAUAGGAUAUUUGGUAGCCGGCGGUCUGGUGGACCGGGUGUCGCGUCACAGUCGAACGCUCGUCGAGUACGAGGUCCUUCACGACCAGGAUUACGAAGCACCUCUGAUGGUCGCAUCCUUCGACUUGCUGUCGCGAUUCUGUUACCACCUGAACAAAUGCGGUCAGGAUCAUCAGCAGCCUCACGCUCAGGGGGCGGCGAGCGAUCCGGCGAACCAGAGUUCGUGCGAAUUUCAAACAUCGGCGAGAAAUCACCUGAUCGCCGGCCUCGCCACGAGCGAAGGAGCCGGCACCGUUGGCGCCAUGUACGCCGCACUCGUACUGCCCGGACACACCAGUCAGAAAAGUUCCUCCCCCGUGCCGUCGUACAGCCAAAAUUCCAUGUCCGCCGCUUCGAAAAAUCUCGCACUGAGAGCGCUCAAUCUGCUCCGAAACUUCGCCGAAAUCGAUACCGCCAAGUUGCAGGAACUUCUCGGCGCGGAAUCGACGAGUCUGCAGUUUCGCCUGAUCGCCAGUCACCUGAUAGGAAAACUGUCGAGAGAAUCGCCCAACAACAACAACAACAACAGCAACAACAACAACGCGGACAAACAACAGCAAGAAUCGUCGGACGGCAGAAUUAUUUUGUCCGAAUUGUUCACCCUCCUCGGUUACUUCGCACUGAACAAUCGGGAGAACCAGAUCGUUUUGCAAUCGGGCGGUCCGGGGACCAGCGUAUUGCAGCAACUUUGUUCUCUACCAUUCCCAUUUUACGGUGAUCCGAAACUAUCUUCGUUUACAUUACCAACUUUACUUGCAGCUACCCACAAAAAUGACGAGGCUAAGGCAGUACUGUCAUGCGAAUUAUCUUACCAGCUACUCGAAGAGUACAGAAACUCUGAGGAUGGUAAGCAAAAUCAAUUGAUUCAACGUCUUGAUUUUCUCGAUGAAUGAUAUCGGUUAUCAGAUAACCGAGUAACGUUGAAUUAAUAACGAGAUGAUACGGAAAGAAAUGGUGAAAAAAAAUUCUGCUUUUUUUAUCGUCAUUAUUAUAAUUUUUCUUCUACUUUAUUAUUUCGUGCCAAUAUUUAUUAUUUAUUACCAACGGCUAUUUCCUUAAAUUAUUUAAAUUUUGAAAAAAAAAAGAGGGUCGAAGGUACUUAACUAUUUUUAUUCGUCCAAACAGAUUAUUUUUCAAAGAUUAAUUUUGUAUAUUGAAUCAUGCAAUGACUACUGUGUUAUUAAUAUCGACUUUGUUAAAAUUGAUUAUUUUGUUCUCUUUCUUAUUUUCUCAUUUUUUUUUUUUUUUUGAUUCUUCGUUUUUGUUUUCUAUAUAUUUUAUAAUAUUAUUAUCGUAUUCAGCCAAUCUAAAAACUGCAGGUAUUACUGAUUUAAAAUAUAUCUAGUGAUAUUAUGAUAUAAAGUUAUUAUAAUAAUGAUGAUGGUGAUGAUGAUAACAGUAAUAGUAACGAUAAUGAUAGUGAAUUGAUUGAUUAAUUUCAAUAUUCCAUCCAACUAAAUUUCCAAGUCAAUAUAAAUCAUGAAUACUUUAUUUGAAAAAAAAAAAAAAUCACGAUAACGACCUUAAUUAAAAAUAUGAAUUUAAACACCAAUUAAAAAAUAAAAAAUUGAUAACAAUAAUCGUGUACCCAUAGAACUAUCAUACCUAUGUAUAGAUAUUUAAUUUCCGCAAUGUGCCAGAAUAUCGCUUAUACAAUGUACAUGAAAACGUUUUUCUAUCUAUAUAAUAUAUAUAUACUCGAAUAUCUAACAACGACAACAAUAAUAAUAAUGAUGAAAAACUUA